AUGGGGUCACCUGAGGGACCUGCACAAGGCCAUCAAGCAAGCCGAGCCGGCGCUCGUCUCCGGCGACCCCACCAUCCAGUCCAUCGGGAACUACGAGAAGGCGUACGUGUUAAAGUCGAGCAGCAGCGCCUGCGCGGCGUUCCUGUCCAACUACCACACCAAGGCGGCGGCGCGGGUGGUGUUCAACGGGCGGCGCUACGACCUCCCGGCCUGGUCCAUCAGCGUGCUGCCGGACUACAAGACCGCCGUGGUGAGCGAGCCGUCGGCGCCGGCGAGGAUGAGCCCCGUGGGCGGCUUCUCGUGGCAGUCGUACAGCGAGGCCACCAACUAGCUGGACGACCGCGCCUUCACCAAGGACGGCCUGGUGGAGCAGCUCAGUAUGACGUGGGACAAGUCAGACUACCUGUGGUACACCACCUACGUGAACAUCAACUCCAACGAGCAGUUCUUGAAGUCCGGACAGCGGCCGCAGCUGACCAUCUACUCCGCCGGCCACGCCCUGCAGGUGUUCGUCAACGGCCAGUCCUACGGCACCGUGUAUGGCGGCUACGACAGCCCGAAGCUAACAUACAGCGGGUACGUGAGAAGAUGUGGCAGGGGAGCAACAAGAUCUCCAUCCUCAACGCAGCAGUCGGCCUCCCUAACCAGGGCACCCACUACGAGGCGUGGAACGUCAGCGUGCUCGGUCCGGUGACGCUGUCCGGCCUGAACGAGGGGAAGAGGGACCUCAGCAACCAGAAAUGGACCUACCAGAUCGGCGUGCACUCCGUCACCGGGAGCUCGCCCGUCGAGUGGGGCAGCGCGGCAGGGAAGCAACCCUUGACAUGGCACAAGGCCUACUUCAACGCGCCGGUGGCCCUGGACAUGGGCAGCAUGGGCAAGGGCCAAGCGUGGGUGAACGGCCACCACAUCGGCCGGUACUGGUCGUACAAGGCCUCCGGCAGCUGCGGCGGCUGCAGUUACACGGGGACGUACAGCGAGACCAAGUGCCAGACCAGCUGCUGCGACAUCUCCCAGAGGUACUACCAUGUCUCGCGCUCCUGGCUCAACCCCAGCGGAAACCUGCUGGUGGUGCUCGAGGAGUUCGGCGGCGACCUGUCCGGCGUCAAGCUCGUGACCAGGACGACAUGA
Messenger RNA from Miscanthus lutarioriparius, 1131 nucleotides. The record is from the annotation of a GenBank genome assembly. NCBI's taxonomy places the organism in Eukaryota, Viridiplantae, Streptophyta, Magnoliopsida, Poales, Poaceae.